Molecule: messenger RNA, 4650 nt
Organism: Harpia harpyja (harpy eagle)
Lineage: Eukaryota; Metazoa; Chordata; Aves; Accipitriformes; Accipitridae
Gene: ENTREP2
Product: endosomal transmembrane epsin interactor 2
Exons: 13
Coding region: 345-2573 (742 amino acids)
Cellular component (GO): membrane
Source: RefSeq, a predicted model, not a curated record
AGCCGGGGCCGCCCCCGCCAGCGGCUGAGGGCGAGCCGCGCCCGCGCGCUGCGCGCCGUAGCCCCGCAGCUCCCCCCCCCGCCCCCCCCCGCGCCUGCAGCGGGGAGAGGAGGCGGCGGCGGCGGCCGCCCCUCUCCUGCCCCGCCGGCCGCUGCCCUCCGGCCGGGGGCGCGCCGGUCGCCCCGGGCGGCAGGGCAGCUCCUCCAUGCGCCGCGGCUGCCCGCCGCCCCGCAGCGCCCGCGCCCGGCUGCCGCCCGGCGGAGCGCGCCCUCCCCGCCGGGCGCGGGGCGGGGGCAGGAGGAGGCGGUGCCGGCCGGCCGCGCCGUGAGGGGCCCGGCGGAGGAAUGCCGGUGGGCGGUGGCGGCGGCGGGGCGGCGCGGCCCCCCGGCGGGGCGCGCCCCCUCAGCCCCACUGCGCUGUCCCGCAGCCUGUCCCGCUUGCGGGAGCACCGCGCCCGCUCGCGGGCCAUGCUGGCCCUGGGGGUCACGCAGAUGGCGCUCGGCUGCCUCAUCGUGGCCGUCAGCUUCGCCGCCCUGGCGCUCACUACCUCGGCCCGCGUCCGCCACUCCUGCCCCUUCUGGGCCGGCUUCUCGGUGCUAUUGUCAGGAUUGAUUGGUGUUGUUUCAUGGAAGAGGCCCCUUUCACUUGUGAUAACCUUUUUCAUGCUGCUGUCUGCAGUGUGCGUAAUGCUGAACUUGGCUGGUUCCAUUCUCUCUUGUCAGAAUGCUCAGCUGGUAAAGUCCCUGGAAGGAUGUCAGUUGAUUAAAUUCGACAGUGAUGGUGUCUGUGUUUGCUGUGAAAUGCAGCAUCAAACAUCAGGCUGCAGUAACUUGGGAGAAACACUGAAACUGAACCCUCUGCAGGAGUGUAAUAUCGUGAGGCUGACCCUAAAGGACCUGUUGUUCAGUGUGUGCGCUCUCAAUAUCGUCUCCACCAUUGUCUGUGCUUUGGCAACAGCGAUGUGUUGCAUGCAGAUGGUUUCUUCUGAUCUUCUGCAAAUGCAGGAUGAUAUCACACAGUUUCUGCCACAGAGGCCACAUUCUACCAAUCCUGACUGCAUGACUCCACAUGGAACUAUCCUGCAUCAGACCUUGGAUUUUGAUGAGUUCAUACCACCAAUACCGCCUCCACCCUACUACCCGCCAGAAUAUACCUGCACACCAGUGAUAGAGGCACAGAGAGGUCUCCAUUUGGACUUUCCUCAUUCCCCAUUCAGUGCUUUAUAUGAAGUAACCAUUAACAGCCCAGGAAUGCUGUAUCCAACUGAGCUGCCCCCUCCUUAUGAGGCAGUGAUUGGAGAGAUGCCUGCCAGUCAGGUCACUGGUACUGAUGAGCAAGUAUCCGAAUCAAGCUUGGGUGAGAGGAACAGAACCCUGGACUUCAGCACACAAGUUUCUGUUGAGAGCACCUCUUUGAUGGUCUCUGAAGCUGUUGAUAUCCCAGACUGUAGCUACUCCUCUGAAGAUCUUUGUUCGCUGGAAGUUCAAGGAUCUCUCCAUUCUGCAGACCUUUCUCCCUACUGUACAACCCCCAAAGGGGCUACGGACCAGAGCUCCAGCACUCUGGAUUACAGCACCCGCUGCAGGUUCCACAGAACUCACUCAGAGGGUUUUCCUGAUGAGGAUGACAGUUCCCACAGCCAGACCUCUACAGACAGGUCUCAAGGACAGGAAAAGCACCGUGCCCACGGCAGGUCCUUGGACUGUUCCUCAGAGAAUUUCAGCCCCUCAGAAAGAGGACUGCAGAGUUCUGCUCAAGAAAGCAAUGCCGUGCCACCUUUGAAGCAAAAGAAAAUCUGCUGUGUGGACUUUAGCCAGCCUCCUGUCCCUUCCCAGACCUCUCCCUGUUUUGGGCCCGCAAAUACUUCAUCGUACACGAGUGGCCACGAGAGUGCUGUCCAGCAGCAUCAUAUUACAAAAUACCGUAUUUCAAAUAUAGUCCGAUCAACUAGUGACCCUGUAUCAUGUUCGUCUUCUACAGAAGGUGAUAAUUGUGCCUGGACUCCUAUAUGUAGCCAGCGUCAAGAUGCAGGAUUAUCUCCAGCUACAUUAGAAACAGUUCCUGGUUCUGGUUCUCGUAUGGGUGCCUCUGCUUGUCAGCAUUCUUUGAGCAGUUUCCUACCAGCUGGAAAACAGAGGGAUACAAGGAAAAUUGAUCUACACCUAAAGCCAAAGGCUUUGCACACAGUCUCAAAAGAGCAGCCACACUCUUUAGUGGACCUUAAGGCCUAUAAAGACACAAAAAUUUUAGUGGCAAAAUUUUUGGAACAUUCAAACUGUAAUCUCCCUCCAGAGGUACGUCACGUAGUGAACAGCAUACGAUCAGUAAUAAAAUCUGAUGAGAGACACAUGGAAGAAGCCAUCUUCAGUGCCAAUAUUAUAGACCAGGUAAUUACAAGUUCCCAGCAGAAUGUGAAUACCUCUAGAAAGCGAUUUCAAGAAGAUCUUCAUCUUCAGAGCUGUGGUGCUCUGAGCUCUCCAGUUGCCUUCUUACGUGGGUCCCAUAUCACUCGCAGUUUAGAGCGGGACAGGCCUCACAGUUUAAUUGGAGUUUGCCGGGAGACCAUCCUUUGAUAAUAUUCACAGGUAUGUGAUUCCAGCAAAGAGAAUUAAGGAAGAAACCAGGACUGGGAGAAAUACAAAUAGUGGAUGACUUAAAAAGGAAAAAGUGUCUUCCUUUGGAAUUCCACUUUUUUCCAACAGCAGGAGGAGAAGACCUGUUUUUCUGAAUGUAAAUUUCAGCCCUGAUUUUUGCAAAAUUUUAACUGAUUUAUUAGUAAAGUCUUAACAAAUGUUUUCCCAACCAGAAAUGCGUUUAUUUCACUGUAUUUAUAGAAAUGCUACUGAUGCUGCCUAGCAUUUCUUGAAAACCAUUGCAAAACCGCCAGAGACCGGCUGUACAACUUAAAAGUUGUAUUUAUUUAAUGUACCUCGAAGUGUUUUAACUAUGAUCAGUGUUUUAAUAAAAAGUAUUUCUGGACUUUGCUUUUUCAACGACUGAUUUGGAUAGAAAUGUAAAGGUGAUUCAUACGCACAUACAGUGCUGCUUCUAAUCCAUUUUUCCAGUGUCUUUCAUGCCAGGCUGACCGAUCUGUCCUAUUAAAACUGCUCCCCCCACUCCCUCCCAAUAUGUUGCCCUUUUAAAUUAUGGUGACGGCUGCAGUGUGGUUUAUUUUUGCUUUGUUCUGAAUGCUCAUGAGUUUAUUAUUAAUGGAGUAGCAUAUGUUAUUGAAAGCUGACGUUUAAGUACUCUGUGAGUUGUGACCAAAAGAUGCAUUAGAGAAGAAGUCUUUGAAGUUUUGCAUUUCCCCAAAAAGCAUACUUCACAAACUUUUUACAAAUGCCAACCGAUAGGAAGUUAGAUGAAUUUUCAUCUAGCAGAGCCCUGAACAUUUUUUUCAAAAAGAAUUGUUACUCCAAUCAGUAGUUUUGACAAUUGUAUUACUAAAACAUGUCCUUGUGGUUCUGCUGUAUUUAUGACUUAUUUAACAUUGAUCUUAAAAAAAAAAAAAUAAUCAAAAAGUAAGUAUCAUUGACACUGAUUUGAUUACCAGCAUAAACACAGGUCUGCCAGCAACGUCUUCCAGUGCAAGCUUCAUCCUGGCUCUCUCAGAGGAAAUUGGAAAGGCCUUAAACAAAAGGUUCUCAUAAAGAACCUACCACAGGUUGACGUUUCAGGGUUUUAAUUUUUUUGCAGCAGUGCUUGUCAGUAGCGUUAGUUUCCAUUUGAGGUUUAAUCAUAUACUGGUUUCAUUUGUGUCACUCUGAGCUGGGCAGACAUCCUGUGAAAAGGUCACAAAGGAAUGUAGCUGAAGAUGGGUAGUUUAAGUUUUACAGAAUCAUCCAUUUUAAUGUAUUUUAAUUAUAGCAUGCUUCUGUAUUGAUGUGAAGUUACAGUGACAUCCAGUGGCAACAAGGUAUGCUAAUUGAAAGCAUCUACUCUCAAGAUAAUAAUGAUACACAAAUUCCUAAUUCAAGAGAUUAAUUCCUUUUUAAAAAAAUAAUCUGUGACCUUUGCAACUGCACUUAGAUGAAGAAUUAAAUGAUCUUCUACUUGGAUUUUUUUUUUAUUACGUAAACUUACACAACAAACAAGAUAAGCAAGCUUCCUUUAUUAUUUCAGAUUUAUUAGUGAUAGUAGGUUAAUUCUUUCCUAAGGUCAGUUGCAUGCAACACACUACUCCUUGAAGUACAGUCAUCUAAAGCUCUUUAGUUACUGCAUGGUAAGGCUUCUUAAGUCACAGUGUAUUUUCUUCAAGGCAUUGGCCAAAAAAAAAAAUCUAGACGAAAAGUUACACCAAUUAACAUUUAUCUCAUAAGGAAUACAACUUUACUGCUAAGUUUUUUAUCUACACACAUUCUAAUACUGGUGAUGGUGCUAGGUUAUUUGUCAAAACAAUUUACAUUCAGAACACAUUGCCUUAGGAAUAAGAAUGCUUUAUAAAAGACAGAAACAGGUAAGCAUGGCUUUCCCAUUUUGAGCUAAUAUAAACAAAAAGGUAAUAUGCAAAAAUUAAAGGAAAAAAACCCCAGCCCAACACAUACAUUACACAACUUGUGCAAUAAGUUAUCCAUGAAAUAACUCUGUUAAAUGAUAAAAAUCACAAGCAUUAAAAAUAAAUAUGUAUCUAAAUAAAUAUUUUGAUUUUAA